UAUUAUUAUUAUGAGAUGCAGCCGCCGGGGAGAGGAAGGCUUUGGCUUUGGCUUUGGCAUGCUGCUUGGGCUCGCGGCUCCAAGGCUGGCCAAUCAGGGCGCUCCUUUCCCGCCGCGGCGCUGCACGUGCUCCCGGGAGUGUUCUGCGCCGCGCGCGCCCGGGGACCAAACCAGUCAGAGAGAGCGAGAGAGAGGCAGAGUCGGGCGGACGGUCCUCUGCGCGCGCUCUCUCUCUCCCCGCUGCUUCGGGGCGGGAGGAGCCAUGGCUUUGGGGAUGCUCGCCCUGCUGAGGCGCUUCUUGUGGCUGAGCCUGGCUGGUAUGGGGAACUUACCAACUGUACUUUCCUGGUAGCUGCAAAACUGGACUGUUACUGGCCAAACCACCUGGUGGAUGAGUUCUUUGUGGCAAUUCACAAGCACUACUUCAAAAACUGCGCUGUCUCAGGAAGGUCUUUGAGGGAUCCACCGAACUCCAUUUUGUGCCCCUUUAUUGUGGUGCCCAUUUUUGUCACUCUGCUUAUGACGGCACUGGUUGUAUGGCGGAGCAAACGCAGCGAAGGCAUUGUCUAAAUGUCUUCCACGUUUGGUUUUCCAUGGCAAGAUCUGCAUCUGUUUGUAAAGAAGUACCCCAAAGUCUCCAGCCUUCAGAUUCAUGAAACCCUGGGGAGUUGGAAUUGAACUCUAGAUGAUCUGUAGUGAGGAACAGUUUUGUUACUCUUCCUGCGGAAAUGUAAACAGCAGUAAAGGCAGUCUUUCUAUAUGCUGUCCAGCAGUCGAUUACAUCUUGAUAAAGGGGAUAGACAUCAAUAUUCUCUGGAUAAUAACUGUAUUGUGGAAGCUAAGAAAUGCACCAUGGACUAAACCGCACUCCUAUAUACCUGAAGCCCUCUUGUGCACCCAUCUUUUAGUCAUGCUGGACAAAUACUUCUCUUUCAAAUUGCUUUCCCCUUUUGGUUACCUCUGAUUGGCCCUUAAUGUUGUUCUGCUGUCCUUUUGUCUGUACUGGGCUAUACACACUUCCUUUGUGAUAGUAGGCUGUUCCUUAAGUUGGGUAAUUUAUAAAUAAACAAAAAACUUAGCUGGAUUUACAUAUAAGCCUAAACUUAUUUGCAAGACCCAACUAGAGUAAGUCCGUUGAAUCAGUUACACUGCAGAAGUAGUGUGAUUUGCCAAAUUUCUGUUGAUUUAAUAUAUAUACUUUAGUUGGAACUAAAGAGCUCUGCACUGUUUAGAAGUGUGUCUUGCCCUAAAACAAUUUUGCGACACUGAGGAGUGACCGGGGCAGCAUAAUUGCUCAAUAAAUAAUUUAUUUUAACAAAAGUGAAUGCAAGUUGCAGUUUCCAUUUUAGUAUUAUUUUGUGAAGGAAAGAAGGGGGAAUAUCCAUACUAACAGGUUAGCAGAGCAAUAAUUUCCAGAUUUUUGCCUAAGCAAACACAAGGUACAUAAGGUGAACGAAAAACUAAUUUUUCAAACUCUAUAUGUGUGCAGAAGGGAGGAAAGAAGUAAGGUACUAAUUAGGGUAUGUUCACGGUGUGUUAUAAUUGACUUAUUUGUAAUAGAUUCAUGUGCAAAUCACACAGAGCUAGCUGUGCAGGCAUUGACUGACUGACAAGGGAGCAGCGCAUGGGAGACAGAACUAAUAUACUGCUGUGUAUGUAUUUUGUUGGAUAUUAACCACACAAUGUAUUUUUGUGAGAUACUAUUCUAUAAACUUAUUUUAAAUUAAAACAUUACUUGAGAAAUUGG
This is a messenger RNA of Anolis carolinensis (green anole), 1747 nucleotides long. It is a transcript of the gene ramp1, whose product is annotated as receptor activity modifying protein 1. Gene Ontology annotation, molecular function: coreceptor activity. Bases 16 to 570 code for a protein of 184 amino acids. The record is from RefSeq and is a predicted model, not a curated record. NCBI's taxonomy places the organism in Eukaryota, Metazoa, Chordata, Lepidosauria, Squamata, Anolidae. Gene Ontology annotation, cellular component: membrane; cell surface; signaling receptor complex. Gene Ontology annotation, biological process: regulation of G protein-coupled receptor signaling pathway; cellular response to hormone stimulus; intracellular protein transport. The transcript is spliced from 2 exons.